This is a messenger RNA of Styela clava, 9871 nucleotides long. Its product is annotated as protein unc-13 homolog B-like. Gene Ontology annotation, biological process: synaptic vesicle priming; synaptic transmission, glutamatergic; presynaptic dense core vesicle exocytosis. Gene Ontology annotation, cellular component: neuromuscular junction; terminal bouton; presynaptic active zone cytoplasmic component. Gene Ontology annotation, molecular function: diacylglycerol binding; calmodulin binding; calcium ion binding. NCBI's taxonomy places the organism in Eukaryota, Metazoa, Chordata, Ascidiacea, Stolidobranchia, Styelidae. The record is from RefSeq and is a predicted model, not a curated record.
AAAAUUAUAAAUUCUUAAAUUAAGAUCAAAUUUUAUACUUACAAUGAUGAAGCUGUAUAAACACUGAUAUCAACAUGAGUUUAUUAUGCGUCAAAGUAAAACAAGCUAAAAUUGUUGGAAGUGGAGAAAGUUUGACAACAUACGUAUCACUGAAAGUACAAAAUGUCAAAAGUUCAACCAUUUGCUUAAAAGGCAACCAACCAGUAUGGGAACAAGAUUACAUGUUUGAAAUUAACAGACUAGAUCUGGGACUUACCAUCGAGCUAUGGAAAAAGGGUUUAUUAUGGGAUACUCUAGUUGGCACUGCAUGGAUACCAUUACUUAAAGUUCCUCACUGUAACGAAGAAGGUGAGGGAGUAUGGUACUCAUUGGAUCAAAAUGUGGAAUUACGAAAUGGUGAAGUUUGCGGGACACGUAACAGAACUCCAAAUGCAGUUAUGUGCGAUGUUAGAUUUGAGUUACCGAAUGAUCUAACAGAGCAAGAAGCGAUGAUGUUACAACGUAAAUUAGAUGAAAUUAAUCUUUUAAGUGAUGAACAAUGGACUGUUGAAAAAUAUGGUUAUGAUAUAACAAGCAACCAUGGAUCUAGUUGUGCUUCGCUCGACAGUGAUUAUCGUAGUGAUACGAGUGUUCCGGGACCCUAUCAGAAUGUGCAACAGAAUAAUAUACCCAUAUCGCAGCAAGUUCCUGCUUCAGAACGAUCAUUUAUAACUGUUAAUAAUAAUAGCAGUGCUUCGACUCAGAACAGCACUGACGUAGAAAAAAGUCCGUCAUACUAUGACGCAGGAUCGGAAACAGAAUCAAGAGUAUCUUUUCAGGAACAAAAUACAACUCAUUAUUAUAAUCACGAUUCGAUUGCCACAAGGCGAUAUUCUAGUGAUGAUAAGCCAACUGAUCCUGAUAACGAAUACACCGAAGUUGAGCGUCACCAAAUAGAAGAUGAGAAACACAAACGAGAACGUGUCGGUUCUGAAACUGAAUCGAUAAAUUCGAAUGGUGAGGAAUAUGAAUUUUCUCAUGCCAAAAUGAGAUGGAUCAAUGUUUUCAAUCGGGUUCGAAUGCAGAUCACUGGCACAGAAGGCGAACCUAGUGAUACUGUCGCAGACUUGACUUCAAACCGUAAGCCUUCAAUAUGGAAUGUGAUAAGUGGUAAUAAGAGCUUUUUUGAAAGCAUAGACAGUCAGCCAAAUAUCAAAUUGCGCAAAAAAUCUAUUCCAUUGGCCAGUACAGACAUGUCCAUUUCUUUAGUGAAGCGCCAACCGGGCAUCACUUCAGCCCUGGUUAACUCUCGUGCUUCUCUAACUGAUGAUGAUCUGAAAAUGCAUGUUUAUAAGAAAACAUUACAAGCUUUGAUUUAUCCUAUUUCAUUCACCACUCCACAUAAGUUUUCGAUCUGGUCUGCUACUACACCGACAUAUUGUUACGAGUGCGAGGGUUUACUGUGGGGACUCGCUCGUCAAGGCAUGAGAUGCACAGAAUGUGGCGUCAAAUGUCAUGAAAAAUGCCAGGACUUAUUGAAUGCAGAUUGUUUACAAAGAGCUGCCGAAAAAAGUUCUAAACAUGGUGCUGAAGAUAAAACACAAAGCAUCAUUACUGCGAUGAAUGAACGCAUGAAAAUUCGUGAGAGAAAUAAGCCAGAGAUUUUUGAACUUAUUUAUAAUGUAUUUGGAAUAUCUCCUGAUAUUCACAAGCAGCAUAUUUCUCUCGCAAAACAAGGUGUAAUGGAUGGCACAUCCAAAUGGUCAGCCAAGAUUAAAAUCAAAGUGAAAAGUGCACAAGGCCUUCAAGCAAAGGAUAAAACAGGGUCAAGCGAUCCAUAUGUCACAGUUCAAGUUGGCAAAACUAAAAAGAGAACAAAAACUAUUUAUGGUGAUUUAAAUCCACUAUGGAAUGAAGAAUUUUUCUUCGAAUGUCAUAAUUCUACCGAUCGAAUCAAAGUUCGAGUUUGGGACGAGGAUGAUGAUAUUAAGUCACUGGUAAAACAACGACUCAAACGUGAAUCUGAUGAUUUUCUUGGCCAGACAAUAAUCGAAGUUAGAACGUUGUCAGGAGAAAUGGAUGUCUGGUAUAAUUUGGAAAAACGUACUGAUAAAUCUGCUGUGUCUGGUGCUAUUCGACUUCGAAUUAGUGUUGAAAUAAAAGGCGAAGAAAAGGUGGCUGCAUAUCAUGUUCAAUAUACAUGUCUUCAUGAAAAUAUUUUUCACUAUAUUUGUAAAAACAAUAAUGAUAUGCUAAAAAUUCCUGAAAAUCAUGGCGAAGAAGACUCAUGGAAAGUAUAUUUUGAUAGAGAUAGUCAGGAAAUAGUAGAUGAAUUUGCAAUGCGGUAUGGCAUUGAAGCUAUAUAUCAAGCUAUGACUCAUUUCUCGUGUUUGUCUUCUAAAUACAAGUGCCCUAGUGCUCCAGCUGUAAUGAGUACUUUACUAGCGAACAUCAACGCCUUUUACGCUCACACUUCGACAUCUGCGCAAGUGUCUGCACACGAUCGAUUUGCUGCCUCUAACUUUGGGAAGGAGCGUUUCAUCAAGUUGCUUGAUCAAUUGCAUAACUCGCUACGCAUUGAUCUUUCGUCAUAUAGAAAGCAUUUUCCCGCUUCGAGCCCUGAUAAAUUGUCAGAUCUCAAAUCUACCGUAGAUCUGUUGACAAGCAUAACAUUCUUUCGUAUGAAAGUUCAAGAUAUGCAAAGUCCUCCACGUGCCAGUCAAGUUGUUCGUGAUUGCUGUGAAGCCUGUGUCGAGUCAACUUAUAUGUAUAUCUUUGGAAAUUGUGGGGAAAUUUACUCUCAAGAAUACCAGAGUGCUACGAAUGAUGCUGCCUCAAACAAGCCAAAUGCGGAAGAUGUUGGGCCUUCAUCUCUAGAAUCUCUUGAUUUCUGGUCCAAUCUUAUCACAUUAAUUGUUUCUGUUAUUGAAGAGGAUAAGAAUACAUACUCAAAUGUUUUGAAUCAAUUUCCAAAUGAGCUUAAUGUUGGACAAGUCAGUGCUAGAAAAAUGUGGCACCUCUUUACCGAAGAUCUUCACAAUGCAUUACAGCAACAUGCCCCACAUCGUAUGUGCAAAACUGCAGACUAUAUGAACCUUCAAUUCAAAGUAAAAUGGCUGUACAAAGAAUAUGUAGCUAGUUUACCUUCUAUGGUAAAUUCUGUUCCAAAGUAUUCAAAAUGGUUUGAAGUUUUCACUCUAGAUUGGUUAAAUGAAAAUGAAAAGCUUUCAUUAGAAUUUUUAUAUGGAGCUUAUGAAAGAGACAAACGAGAUGGUUUUCAACAAAGUUCGCAUCAUGCGUUGUUCUCUUGUUCCGUCGUUGAUGUAUUUACGCAACUCAACCAAAGUUUGGAUAUUGUUCGAAAACUUGAAUGCCCUGAUCCCGCUGUCACAGGUAGUUACAUGCGACGAUUUGGAAUCACUGUCGAUAAGGUUUUACAAGGAUAUGCUGAAACCGUUGUGACUGAAUUUGAACAACUUUGCAACCAAGAUAAAGUUGCUUGCAUUUUAAUGAACAAUCUUCAACAGCUUCGAGUCCAACUUGAAAAGCUUUAUGAGGUAAUGGGCGGUUCAGUCUUGGAUGAAGGAGCAUCUAACAUGCUGAAAGAACUCCAGGUGAAACUAAAUAACCGACUUGACGAAGUCGGUCAAAUAUUUGGUAAAAUAUAUGGCCGAAGAAUAGAGGACGGCAUCAAAUCAAUGGGAAGUCUUUUAAGUAAAAUCAAAGGCUCCAACAAUACCGCAGUAUCAUCAGUAAGAGCACGUGAUAACAUUGCAGAAGAGGCUGACAAUGUUUUAAAACCUCUUAUGGACUUGCUUGAUGCUUGUCUUGGUAUGUUUAAUGAGAUGUGUGAAAAGACUGUGCUAAAACGUGUUUUAAAAGAAAUUUGGCGAAUUGUUAUGAUAAAAACAGAAAAAACUGUGGUCUUACCUCCAAUGGGUGGACAAACUUCACUUCAGUUACUGUCAGCUGCUAAAGAAUUAAGUCACCUUUCGAAAUUCAAGGAUGCUUCGAGGGAUGAUAGCACUAGAAGUCUUACACCAAAGCAAUGUGUCAUAUUGACAGCCGCAGUAGAUUCAUUGAAACAAUAUUUUCACGCUGGUGGCAAGGGUCUUCGCAAAAAUUAUUUGGAUAAAACACCUGAGUUAAAGUCGUUAAAAUAUGCUCUUUCGUUAUACACACAAACCACUGAUUCUCUUAUCAAAACAUUUAUAGAAACACAAACAACACAAGAUGCACCCAGCGUCGACAAUGCUCAAGGUGAAGUUAGUGUUCAGGUCGACCUUUUCACUCAUCCUGGAACUGGUGAACAUAAAGUCACUGUGAAAGUUGUCUCUGCAAACAAUUUAAAAUGGCGUACAAGUGGAAUGUUCCGACCAUUUGUUGAAGUUAACAUUGUGGGGCCGUUUUUAAGUGCUCGCAAGCGGCGAUUCGCCACUAAAACAAGAAACAAUGCUUGGUCUCCAAAAUACAACGAAACAUUUCAUUUUAUUUUGAGCAAUGAGGCCAGCCCAGAAAUGUAUGAACUGCAAAUAUGUGUUAAGGAUUAUUGUCUUUUACGAGAAGAUAGAAUUAUCGGCGUUGCUGUAAUGCAACUACGGGAGAUAUUUCAACAAGGUUCUUGCGCAUGUUGGUGCGUCCUUGGCCGUAAUUUACAUAUUAGUGAAACGGGGUGGAUGAUACUUCGAAUUUUGUCACAAAGAACCGGAGAUGAGGUCGCAAAAGAAUUCGUUAGACUUAAAUCGGAGGAACGUUCUUUGGAAGACGCUAAUACCACCAACCCAACAUGAAUGGUACGAUAUGUAAUUUUCAUGGCGUAUUAGAUUAUUAAUAUGUUCUGGCACCACAAUAGUGUUCCCCUUAUUUAUCUCGAUUACCAGUUGGAUGCAGAUUUAACUUUUCUACUAGGCUUCCUAAUUUCUAAACAGUGUUUUUAAGGACUUAUAGAAGAAAAAUUUAGUUCGAAUUUGGAACUGAUAUUAUAUUAAAAUGGCUUUCAAAUUGAAUUUUUGACCAAAUUCCAAAUUUGAUAACCUGAUUAUGACUCCAUAUCAUGAAAUAUAGGAUAGCAGUGCCUUGGUGUUACAAACAGAUCUUCAAUUUUUUUUCCUUGUGUUGUGGCAGACUUUGCUGAUAGAUUAUUUUUACUCUUCAUGUUUUGUUCUUAUCACUUUGUGCUAUUUUGAGUGAAGUCAAAUUUUAAAAGUUUGCCCACCGCACCCUGUGAGCUUAUUUUACAGCUAUUUUGCGGCACCUUAACGUCACAAAGUAGGAAUAAUGCAUAAUCCUUAUCGCCCUAAAUAAUUAAUGCCAAGUCUGCUUUGUGGCUCAAUGCGACCACGCAUCAGGAUUUCGGCCUUCUCAUUUGUAUUGGAUGGAAAUCAAUUUUUUUUUCUGAAGCAUGAGCACACAUUUCAAAUAAGACUGACAGAAAUAAAUUUGAAUAAAGAGUGUUAUGUGCAAUAGUAUCUUUGAUGUGGUCAAUGUUAAUGGAUACACAACAUGACUGUGGUUGGGAAUAUCGAAUUUGAAUUUUAUAUACCAUUGAUAUACAAUGCUAUAAUAAGUAUAAAUACUUAUUUGUGUAUAUUUUUUUGAAUAUACCGGUAGUUAUCGAAUUCUCACAAUUUGGGUAAUUUUCAUGUUUCACAUUUUCAAUGAUUGUCAUGGUACAUUUUCAGCGUAUGUUUUUUCCUGAUUAGUUUUUUUUUACCAUAAUUUCUAUUUAAUUCACUACAAAUAGUCUGAAUUCACAUAUGCACCAAAUUGCGAUACAUCUCAUGUUUAUAAUAUUAGACAUACAUAAUUUUGUUAUAAAGGUAAAUCUGUAUGAAUAGCAGGAAUUUUUAAAUUUUCCAAAAUAAAUUUUUGGUUGAAAUAUCUUUCAUUAGUGACAAAUUCUUCUCAAAUUGAAUCCUUAGAACAUCCCUACAUAACAGAAGUUGACAAGAAAAGUCUCUUGUUUGAUUUUUGUUGGAAACCCGCUGUCAUGGUGUCAUAAUAUUUUUUGCAUGUCAAAAAAGGAAAAAUUAAUAUUUUGAAACUUAGUAAUUGAUAUAGAACUAUUGAUUAAAAAAAACUCUAAUACCGGAUUCCGCGAUCUGACGUCUUCCUUUUUAGAUAUUUAUUAUCAUUUUAAAACAAUCAAUCAGUAUUAAUAAUAAUAGUAAUACCGGUAAUUUCUCCAUGCCAUUUAGCCUGAUGUAGUAUUGAUUUUUUAAGCAAUAUAAUAUAGUGACAGAUUCUUAUAUUGGUUUGGAAUAUCUAAGAGAUUUUUUCUUGUACAUUUUCAAUUCAAAUUCGACCUUGUUGUUAAAAGUUUCUUAGAAGGCAAAUAGAAUAAUGUCUCUGGUCAAACUUUUGGCUUGUAUGCUUUGACAUACAUUAUGCUCUUUAGCAUUACUAAAAAAAUACAAUAAAAUCAAUAUGGCUAAAACAGGGUCAUGUUUCGUGGAAAUCUCUUCAAAGUAUUUUCUAAACUGAUUUUAGUUUUAAUAACAUAGUCAGACAUAAUUGCUGUGAACAUGACGUAGUAAAAAAACAGUAUUACUUGAUUCAAGCCUAUAAUUUUAAGAUCUUACGAUUCUUCCUAUAUCUUAAAGUCGUUUAAAUAUAAAUAAUUUUGUAGUUCGUAUUAUUAGCUCAGUUAUUCCAAUUACGGUAUUAUGAAAUUAGCAUUUGUGCUGAUUGAAUACGUUUAUUUAUGUUUUGGCCUGUUGUACUGCUAUUCUUCUUUCUCUAUUUAUAAAUCUGAUUGGACCUAGGACAUAAGAAAUUCAGUAACAUUUUUCGUUAAAUGUUGAAGUGUAGCCUACAUAUCCAGAACGUAUUUCUCCAGAUUAUUUUCAAUUGGAUUAUAUUUUGAUCUUAUGGCUUCGAUUCAGGAUAUUUUUUAAAAUUUGAAUGCGUAAUUGACAAUUCAUUUGCAUAAUGUUACCGUUUCUUAGUUUCAAUAUCAAGUAGGUGGUUUUAUUUUCCCAGUUUUUCAAAAACAGUUCUUUGAAUUCAUUUAUUUGGAAUUCUUUUUAUUCUGAAUUUUAAAGAGCCCUCAUCAAUAAAAAAUGAAUUCUCCAUUUCUACCAUACUAUAUAUAAUCAUGUGUAUUGGUAGUAUGUAUAACAAUAUUUUCAAUCUGAUGCCAAAUAUGAUAUCCACUUUUUCAAUCAAAUUAGAGAAAAGAAUUAUAUAACCUCAUUUCAUAGCUUGGUGGUUUUCUGAAUAUUAAAAAUAAUGUAUUAUUGAAGUAAGUGUAUGACUGAUUUUUGUUGUUUGAAUGAAUAAUAAUGAAUGAAUUGGUAAUGGAUGAUAAUUCAAUUCACGCAUAUAAAAAGCAAUAUGAUUGUGUAACAUUCUGUUUUAAUGUUCCUUGCUAGUACUCUAAUCCAUUUUUUCUUGAUUCUCAAUUAAUUUGAUAAUUAAUUAAUGGAAAUUCAUCUCAUUAUUUUAUCAAAUUAUACUUCGCUGUCAUGCUGAAAUUCUUGGACACUAGCCAUAAACCAGUGAACUAUUUCGAGUUUUAUAACUGGAUAUUUGGUAUGACAUUAUGGGUCACACAUGAAGAAGACUUUUUUGUUUACUAAACAAACUAUCAUUGUUGCGUGCAAGCUUAAGGUUAGCAAAUAUUACCCUACCGUGAGAACCCAACAGCUUACUCUACAAAGGUGAAAUAAUUGGCAGAUUCCGUGUCAUAUGAAGCCUUUGACACUUGGUAACCUAACCAUCCAUCCGAAAAUAAUUUUUUUACUGGGGUUUUGGCAACCUACCCCGCACGAAAAAAAUUAGAAUAAAAUUUCGACUAUAUUUAUUGUCUUUACUUGAAAUUGGGUAAAUGCCAUUACCCAAAUAGUACCGUGAAUCAAAAAUUUACUCUAUCAUACUCGAUCUAGUUUGGGUUUCUGUACGUACCCUUUGAGUUAAUGGAGUUUUGAUUUUGCCUUUUUUGUCGAUACAACUGCAUCUCUUAAUUUAUUCUAUCUGAUUUUUGUCUUGUAGAGAUGUUUUUUAGUUUGCAAUCAGAGUCUAUUUUGUUAGGACACUUUUUUCAUCACAAAUCCUUCAAGGCGUAUUGCAUUAAUCUUGUGUUGUAGAAUAGAUAAUUAUCGAGGUAUUAAUACAUAGCAGUGUAUGUAUCACAUGUCGUUCAUCUGUUUAUGUCAACGAAGUUAAUUUCGUGCAAAAUUAGUGAACGUAUUUAUUUUAACGCAAUCUUGUAGUGAAUUUAUUUUCUAUAUUCUGUCCACAGUACUUUGCAGUAUUAUUUUAUUACUUUUGAAAUUUUAUUCGUACUCAUUUUGUUCGCAUACACAAUCCGAAAAAGCAUCUUACGACCCUAUUUUGAAGUAGACAUAAUUGAUAUGUAACUUUCCUACCGAAGACAACGAGUUUACUCAUUUACCGGUGUCAAGUUCUGCGCCAUUUUCGUAACCAACUUAUGGUCAUCAACAAAUUCUUGUAUACGUACAGUGUUCGUCUUCAAAACGUUAUGUAUUAUGCAUGUAUUUGUUGAUGCUUGAUCAUCUUUUAUUGAUAAAAUGUACUGCGUUUGGUCCCUGCUUCUUCGAGUUUGUCGCACCUUUGUACUAGAACUUCGCUUCAAAUUAUAUUUUACCUAUAAUGAGCGUGUCCCGCGCAUUACUUUAGUUAUCAAUCAAUCAUUUUCUUUCAGUCUUAUCAUGUUUGCACAUCUCAGCGCGACUUUUCGCUACGCUGCCCAUUUAACAUUGUUGCAAAAUCAAUAUUGAGGCUUAUCCUGAGGCCAAAUUAGCCUAUAUCGGUAGGCAUAUCUCCUUUAAAAAAAAGCUUUUCCCUCUUAAAAAUAGCCGUUCACUAAAAAAUGACACAUGCGUAUAUUCGUUUUGAAGUCUUCACCAAAAUAGGACGACUGAAUCAGUUUUUGAAUAUUUGAAAUACCAUUGAUUUUUUAUAUCAUUUUUGCCAAUUGUUACAGUUUUGUGAAAUACUUUAAAUUCCAAUAAUGCACUUUCAAUACCGACCAAAACUUUACAAAGUAUUCGAAUAUUGUUAUUUUUCAAUUUUGACAAUAUGGUUUGUUUGUUGCUGGUUUUUAAUUGUAUAAUUUGUAAUAAUGGUUGUUGCAAUAGAAUAGGAUGUACAUAUUUAUCCCGGGGGAGAGAAGGGGCGAUACGAUGACUUUAUCAUAUAGCGAACCACGGCCUCUUUUCAAUUAAUCGUGGGGUUUUUGGUUCGGGUACUGCUAUUUCUUUGGGAAUAAUGCAAUUUGCGCAUAUUCGUAUUUCAUUGUAAUUUACAAUUAUUAUUUAAUACUGUUAAUUUUAUGCAUUUAUUUGCGAUAUAUGGUGCUAGUUGUUAUUAUUUUAGCGAUAUAUUUGUACCGUUUUUUUGUUUGACUUUUGUCUGUUUACGUACUCGGCAAUGACAUUUUUUGUCAUUUUACAUUGGUCAUUUCAGCAUUGCAUAGGUGCACAUUUAGCCAUUUUUAUUCCUUAGGUAAGCAUUCGUCUCAUAAGCCCUGCUCGAAUUAUUGAUUAUAUACUUUAUUUAUAGUUUGUCUAUAGUAUACUCUAUAUAUACAUAUUUAUGAUUGUGUAUUUUCAAGGCUGGGGCAAUGAAUGGCCAGCGUUUGCGAGUUGAUCACUCCAGCGUGCACGGUGUUGUAUGUCAUAUAUGAUUUAACAAUGUUCCACAGUCAAAACGGCUGCUUUAUCGACUUUUUCAUUUCGUAUUAUCAUCAUUGACCAAUCGAUUAUUUACGCAAUCUUCUUGUUGUACUGCUUGAUAUACAUUGCAGCGUUCACGGUUCUAAAUCUUUUUUCGUCUGUUCUUUAUUUUCUUUGUUACUGAUAUCUAUCUAUAUAUAUAUUCAAUUUCUAAUCAAUUUAUAAAUAAAGAGGAUAAUUUUGCUACCGAGAAA